Trichoderma citrinoviride is the source of this 3993-nucleotide messenger RNA. Its product is annotated as histidine kinase NIK-1. Bases 1 to 3993 code for a protein of 1330 amino acids. Gene Ontology annotation, biological process: phosphorylation; phosphorelay signal transduction system; cellular hyperosmotic response. Gene Ontology annotation, molecular function: phosphorelay sensor kinase activity. The record is from RefSeq and is a predicted model, not a curated record. Gene Ontology annotation, cellular component: membrane. The transcript is spliced from 5 exons. Lineage: Eukaryota; Fungi; Ascomycota; Sordariomycetes; Hypocreales; Hypocreaceae.
AUGAUCGAAGAUACGGCAGCACUCGCUGCUGCCGCAGAGCUCAUCGCCUCCCUGGCCUGCGACCCUGCGUCUGCAUCUGCCUCUUCCUCGUUGAUAGGGCCCGGCUCCAGCAUCAAGCUACCAGGCCGUGAGAACCCUGCAAAACGGACCCUGGAGAUUGAGCUUGAGAAGCUCGCCCUACGCAUUUCUCAACUGGAGAGCAGAGCGUCCGCCUCGGCCAACACGUCCGUCUUCCCGGAGACGCCCAACGAAGUCAAUGAUACCCUCUUCAACGAUGAUGUUGACCCUGCUGUCAACGGCCGGCCCCCUGUGGCCCCCCAGCCACGGUUGUCCCAGGCUCAUCAAGGUAGCUUGGACAGUCCGAUUUUUGUAUCCCGCCAGCUGACCAAGGAAGCGCUGCAAGGACUGCGCGAUCAUGUUGACGACCAGUCCAAGCUCCUAGACAGCCAACGCCAGGAACUUGCUGGCGUUAACGCCCAAUUAUUAGAACAGAAGCAGCUUCAAGAGCGUGCCCUGGCCAUGCUCGAGCAGGAGCGGGUAGCCACGCUCGAGCGAGAGCUGUGGAAGCAUCAGAAAGCCAACGAGGCCUUCCAAAAGGCCCUCCGAGAGAUUGGCGAAAUUGUCACGGCCGUGGCCCGCGGUGACCUGACCAUGAAGGUCCGCAUGAACUCCGUCGAAAUGGACCCCGAAAUCACAACCUUCAAGCGUACCAUCAACGCCAUGAUGGACCAGCUGCAGACCUUUGCCAGCGAGGUGUCCCGCGUCGCCCGAGAGGUCGGAACCGAGGGUCUGCUCGGCGGCCAAGCCCGAAUUGGUGGUGUAGACGGCGUGUGGAAAGAGUUGACAGACAAUGUGCGAGAAAUUGCCUCCGUCACAACAGCCGUCGCUCACGGCGAUCUGACCAAGAAGAUUGAGCGACCAGCAAAGGGAGAAAUCCUGCAGCUCCAGCAGACUAUCAACACCAUGGUGGACCAACUCCGAACGUUUGCAUCAGAAGUCACGCGCGUAGCAAGAGACGUCGGAACCGAAGGCAUACUGGGUGGACAAGCUGACGUUGGCGGCGUCAAGGGCAUGUGGAAUGAUCUGACUGUCAACGUCAAUGCCAUGGCCAACAAUUUGACGACCCAAGUGCGCGACAUUAUCAAGGUCACCACAGCCGUCGCCAAGGGAGACCUCACGCAGAAAGUCCAGGCCGAAUGCCGGGGAGAGAUGUUCAAGCUCAAGUCCACCAUCAACUCCAUGGUUGACCAGCUGCAGCAGUUUGCUCGCGAAGUCACCAAGAUUGCCAGAGAAGUCGGAACGGAGGGUCGCCUGGGUGGCCAGGCCACGGUCCACGAUGUUGAGGGCACAUGGAGAGAUCUUACCGAGAAUGUCAACGGCAUGGCCAUGAACCUGACGACACAGGUGCGAGAGAUUGCCAAGGUCACCACCGCCGUGGCCCGGGGCGAUCUUACCAAGAAGAUUGGCGUCGAGGUCAAGGGAGAGAUGAUGGAGCUGAAGAACACCAUCAAUCAGAUGGUGGACCGCCUGGGCACGUUCGCCGUGGAAGUGAGCAAAGUGGCCCGAGAGGUCGGUACGGAUGGUACGCUUGGUGGCCAGGCCCAGGUGGCAAAUGUUGAGGGCAAGUGGAAGGACCUGACCGAGAACGUCAACACCAUGGCCUCGAACCUCACCGUACAGGUGCGGAGUAUUUCGGCUGUUACGCAAGCAAUUGCCAACGGAGACAUGAGCCAGACAAUUGAUGUGGAGGCAAGGGGUGAGAUAAAGGUGCUGAAAGAGACCAUCAAUAACAUGGUCUCGCGUCUGUCCAGCUUCUGCUACGAAGUCCAACGAGUCGCCAAAGAUGUCGGUGUCGACGGCAAGAUGGGGGCCCAAGCCGACGUGGCGGGACUCAAUGGACGCUGGAAAGAAAUUACCACUGAUGUCAACACCAUGGCCAGCAACUUGACUACUCAAGUGCGCGCCUUCUCUGAUAUCACUAACCUGGCCACCGACGGGGACUUCACCAAGCUUGUCGACGUGGAGGCCUCCGGCGAGAUGGACGAGCUCAAGAAAAAGAUUAACCAGAUGAUAUCAAAUCUCAGAGACAGUAUCCAGAGGAACACACAGGCCAGAGAGGCUGCCGAAUUAGCCAACAAGACCAAGUCCGAAUUCCUCGCAAACAUGUCGCACGAGAUUCGAACUCCGAUGAACGGUAUCAUCGGCAUGACGCAGCUCACCCUGGACACCGACCUGACCCAAUACCAACGAGAAAUGCUCAACAUUGUCAACGACCUUGCCAACAGCCUCUUGACCAUCAUUGACGAUAUUCUGGAUCUGUCAAAGAUUGAAGCUAGGCGAAUGGUGAUUGAAGAGAUCCCGUAUACGUUGCGAGGAACCGUCUUCAACGCACUAAAGACCCUUGCGGUCAAGGCCAACGAGAAGUUCCUUGAUCUUACCUAUAAGGUAGACAGCUCCGUGCCUGACUAUGUCAUCGGAGACUCCUUCCGUCUGAGGCAGAUCAUCCUGAACCUCGUCGGCAACGCCAUCAAGUUCACCGAGCACGGCGAAGUCAGCUUGACCAUCCAGGAGCAGGAAGACAAGCGGCAUGUCGGACCGGGCGAGUAUGCCAUCGAGUUCAUCGUCGAAGAUACCGGAAUCGGCAUUGCUAAGGACAAGCUCAAUCUCAUCUUCGACACCUUCCAACAGGCAGAUGGCUCAAUGACUCGCAAGUUUGGUGGCACCGGUCUCGGCUUGUCCAUCUCGAAGCGAUUCGUCAACCUCAUGGGCGGAGACCUCUGGGUGAACAGCGAGGUGGGCAAGGGAAGCGAGUUCCACUUCACCUGCCGCGUGAAGCUGGCCGACGUGCACGCCGAAAGCGUCCAGCAGCAGCUGAAGCCGUACCGCGGCCACCAGGUUCUCUUCGUCGACAAGUCCCAGUCGAACGCCGCCACGCACAUUGGAGAAAUGCUCGAAGAGAUUGGCCUGCACCCCGUCGUCGUCAAUUCCGAGAAGAGCUCGGCUCUCACUCGCCUGAAGGAAGGCGGCGCUCUGCCGUACGACGCCAUCAUCGUUGACUCAAUUGAUACUGCUAGGAGAUUGAGAGCGGUAGAUGACUUUAAGUACCUUCCUAUUGUCUUGCUGGCUCCAGUGGUUCACGUCAGCCUCAAGUCGUGUCUGGACCUGGGCAUCACGUCCUACAUGACGAUGCCCUGCAAGCUGAUCGACUUGAGCAACGGCAUGAUCCCCGCCCUCGAGAACAGGGCCACGCCGUCUCUUGCAGACGUUACCAAGUCCUUUGAGAUUCUCCUUGCGGAAGACAAUACUGUCAACCAGAAACUGGCCGUGAAAAUUCUCGAAAAGUACCACCAUGUUGUCACCGUCGUGGGCAAUGGCUGGGAGGCUGUCGAGGCUGUGAAGCAGAAGAAGUUUGAUGUGAUUCUCAUGGACGUGCAGAUGCCCAUCAUGGGAGGAUUCGAGGCCACUGGCAAGAUCCGCGAAUACGAACGAGGCAUGGGAACGCACAGGACCCCCAUCAUCGCCCUCACGGCGCACGCCAUGAUGGGCGAUCGCGAAAAGUGCAUCCAAGCCCAGAUGGACGAAUAUCUGUCCAAGCCGCUGCAGCAAAACCAGCUCAUCCAGACCAUUCUCAAGUGUGCCACCCUGGGAGGUGCGCUGCUCGAGAAGAACCGUGAGCGAGAGCUGGCGUUGCAGGCAGAGGCCAAGGCGUCUGGACGCAUAGACGGCGAAAGGGGCAUGCUGCGCCCAGGCCUCGAGGGCCGCUCCUUCACCACCAGGGAGCCCAUGACGAAGAGCAGGCCCUCGCUCACCAAGGCGACCAGCAAGGCGCUGGAAGAGGCGCGAAACGCAGCAGCAGCAAAUGCUGGCCUGAGAUUUACGGAAAUCACCGGCUUCAGCGCUGAGUUAAUGGAAGAGCUGGACAAUAUGGAGGAGGAGGAUUCUUUCUCAAAAGCGCGCGAAGAACUUGCCGACCGACGAAGCCUCUCGAGUUGA